Messenger RNA from Mytilus trossulus (common blue mussel), 990 nucleotides. RefSeq lists its product as uncharacterized. The record is from RefSeq and is a predicted model, not a curated record. Bases 249 to 869 code for a protein of 206 amino acids. The transcript has a single exon. NCBI's taxonomy places the organism in Eukaryota, Metazoa, Mollusca, Bivalvia, Mytilida, Mytilidae.
UUUUAAGGAGACAAAGACAUAGGCUUACAAGAAGACGAUACACUAGUAACGGACCGAGCUUUUGCAUCCACGUCGAUGGAUAUGAUAAGUUAAAGCCGUUUGGAAUAUCUGUUCAUGGUGGAAUCGACGGUUUUUCAAGAAAGAUACUUUGGCUGAAGGCUACAAGUUCAAAUAAAAAUCCCCGUAUAGUUGCAGGACAUUUUCUUGAGUAUUUGAAGACAAGCAAGAGGGUUCCAAGGGUAGUACGCAUGGAUGCAGGAACUGAAAAUGUUAUAAUUGAACGUAUUCAAAUAGCUUUGAGAUCAUUUCAUGCUGAUAGCAUGGCAGGACAUAGAAGUGUUUCAAUAGGAAGAUCAACUGCCAACCAAAAGAUCGAAAUGCUAUGGAGUUUUCUGAUGCGAAAUUUCACAACAUUUUGGAGGAAUUUGUUUAAAGAUAUGGUAGAUGAAGGUAUACUAAACAAUGCCGACCCUGUGCAUCUUGAAUGCAUACGGUUUUGUUUCCUACCACUUAUUCAGAGACAUUUAGACAUGUUUCUACAAUCAUGGAACUCGCACAGAAUAAGAUCUCAAAGAAAUGUUGAAUGUCCACAUGGUAUACCUGACGUUAUGUACUACCAACCUUUUAUUUACGAUAAAUAUGACUGCUCUUAUGAAUUGCCGUGUGACAUAGUUGUAUUGGAUUACUUAACUGAUAUAUACGCGGAUGCUGUUCUACCUAGAGGCACUAAAGAAGAAUUUAGACAAUUAAUAAAUACUCUCACGUUUUUAGAUAUCGAAGAAUUCGAUGUCAUUGAAACUCCAACACAGGCCAAAGAAUUGUUCAACUUAUUAUCAGGCGUAAUAUCACAACAUUUGUUAAAUCGAUAAAAAAAUUACAGAUUUAACAUUUAUUAUUCAUGAUAAGUAUCUGUUAUGUCACCAUGUUGUCGAAUAUAUGGACCCGAAUAUAUAUUCGCGCAUGAGCUAUUUGAUCUGUUGAUGCAAAGAA